AUGCAUGAUGUCAGAAUUAGAAUGAUAGCUGUUGGAAUCUGUGGGAGUGAUAUUCAGUACCUCAAGGUAGAUAUUGUUACCGUUACAUCCGAUUUCAAUAUUCGACAAAAAAAUAUAAAUCCGAUUUCAGUUUCCAACAUAAUCUAUUUUAUGGUUAAAGAACCGAUGGCUAUUGGUCACGAGUGUGCUGGGAUCAUAGAAGAAGUCGGUAGUCAGGUACAGACUUUGGUGCCUGGUGACCGUGUGGCCGUCGAGCCUGGGAUCAACUGUUGGCCUUGUGAACAUUGCAAACUUAGUCGAUAUAAUCUUUGCCCUGAGAUGAUGGUUUUUGCUACUCCACCAGUUUAUGGUUCCUUGGCUAAUCAGAAAAAUGUGACAGGUGCCGGUGCAAUUGUGGUUGUGAUAUGGUUGUGGACACAAUUUUGUUAA
Molecule: messenger RNA, 429 nt
Organism: Trifolium pratense (red clover)
Lineage: Eukaryota; Viridiplantae; Streptophyta; Magnoliopsida; Fabales; Fabaceae
Product: sorbitol dehydrogenase-like
Exons: 3
Coding region: 1-429 (142 amino acids)
Molecular function (GO): oxidoreductase activity; zinc ion binding
Source: RefSeq, a predicted model, not a curated record